AUGCGUUUCUCUGGAAGUGGAGCAGGAAUCAGGCACAGGUUUAUUUCAUCUGUUAAGAAGCCCAAGUUGGCCUUCUUAUAUGUCCUUACAGCAUCAAAGAUCUUCCGAGUUGGGGCAUCUGAAAAAGUAGUAGUUCAAGCUUUUGGUUUCGAGACGGAAUUUCCAGUCAAUGUUGCCAUUAAAAGCUUUCCAGAUAAGCUUGCUGUUUAUUCUUCUGGCCACAUUUCUUUGACGCCAGCCAACAAAUUCCAAGAUGCUGUAACUUUAAGAAUUGAACCAACAGAUUUACCAGAAGUGGAGAACUCAGUCAAUUAUGUGUAUUUGGAAGCUGUUUCUCCACAUUUUACAAGAUUAAAAAAAAUUCCUGUUUCCUAUGAGAAUGGGUUUCUUUUUAUUCAUACAGACAAACCAGUUUAUACUCCUGAUCAGUCAGUGAAAGUCAGGGUUUAUUCUCUGAAUGAAGACCUGCAGCCAGCUCGGCGAGAAACUGUCCUAACUUUUGUGGAUCCUGAAGGAGUAAAAGUGGACAUGAUUGAAGAAGAAGAUUUUACUGGCAUAGUUUCUUUUCCUGACUUCAAGAUUCCUCCUAAUCCUAAGUAUGGCAUUUGGAAAAUUGAAGCCAAGUAUAAGAAGAAUUUUGGAACCUCAGCUGUUGCCAAAUUUGAAGUUAAGGAAUAUGCAAUGCCAAGUUUUUCCAUUGUCAUAGAGCCAGAAAGUAACUUUAUUAGCUCUGAUAAAUUUGACAACUUCAGGAUUGUUGUGAAAGCCAGCUAUUUUUAUAAUAAAAGGCUUACAAGUGCUGAUGUUUUUCUUCGUUUUGGAAUAAUUGAAGAAAAUGAAAAAAGAAUGAUGCCUCGUGCGAUGCAUGUGACAAGGAUUGAAAAUGGAGUUGCUGAGAUAAAUUUUAACAGUAAAGAGGCAGUGAGUUCUAUAGGGUUUCAAAGUCUAGAGGAAUUGGAUGGGUCAUAUUUAUAUAUUGUGGCAUCAGUGCUGGAGUCUUCUGGUGGCCUCAGUGGUGAAGCAGAAUUUGCUGGAGUCAGAUUUGCUGUGUCUCCUUACAAAUUGAGUUUGAUUGCUACUCCUCUCUUUGUGAAGCCUGGACUUCCCUUCUUCAUUAAGGUGCAGGUGAAAGAUACAGUCGAUCAGUUUGUCAGAAACGUCCCUAUAACCAUCACUGCAAAAUCACUGAGUGAGGAGAUGGAUGAGACUGAGUUGAUAUCAGAGGGAUCAGAAUCUGGGAGAAGAAGAACAAGCAUAAAUGAUGGCACUGCUUUGUUUGUUGUUAAUAUCCCAUCUAAUAGCAAAAUGCUGGAGUUUCAAGUAAAAACUGCAGAUCCACAUCUUUCAGAUGAAAACCAAGCAAGUAAAACCUAUGAAGCAAAAGCUUAUUCAUCAUUAAGUCAUAGUUAUCUGUAUAUUGACUGGGCUUCAAACCAUAAGAUACUGAGAGUAGGGGAUUUCAUAAACAUUAAAGUAUAUCCACAUAGUCAUUACAUUCAUAAAAUCCAUCACUACAGCUAUUUGAUCAUGUCAAAGGGGAAGAUAGUAAGCUUUGGAACUCAGAAGAGAAUUGAGAAUUUGGAAUAUGAGCAUCUGACUUUUCAGAUAACCCAAGAAAUGGUUCCUUCAGCACGUCUUGUUGUUUACUACAUAGUCAUGGGAGAAGAAACUGCUGAGUUAGUAGCUGAUUCAGUCUGGCUGAACGUGGAACAGAAAUGUGGGAACAGUCUUGAUGUUAAGCUGCAGCCAAGCAAAAAGAUACUGAAUCCAGCAGAAGUUGUAUCACUUAACAUGAAAACACAAUUCAGUUCCUUUGUUGCCUUGUCAGCUAUUGACAAGGCAGUAUAUGGAGUCACAGGAAGAGGAAAGAGAGCAUUGGAAAAAAUAAUGCUACUGCUGGAAAAGAGUGACCUUGGCUGUGGUGCAGGAGGAGGACAAAACAACAUUGAUGUAUUCCGAAUGGCUGGGCUUACAUUUUUAACUAAUGCAAAUGCUGAUGAUUUAAAUGUAGCAGCAUCCAAAUAUUUACGUCCAGAAAUCCGAAAAUGCUGCAUGGCAGGAGUGAGAGCAUAUCCAGUCACUGAGACCUGCAGUGACAGAGCGCAGCGGGUCCGUGGCAGCGAGAGGUGUGUUUCUGCCUUCAAGGAUUGCUGUGAGUUUGCAAACCAGCUGCGGGAGAAAGAGCCUAAUAAGCUGCUAAUACUGGCCAGAAUGCAUUUUGAGUCUUUCUUGGAACUGGAUGUGGCAGAAGUUCGUAGCUACUUCCCUGAGAGCUGGUUAUGGGAAGUUCACCAAGUUUCUUCAAGAUCAAAGACUCUGUCUGUCACCUUGCCUGAUUCACUGACUACCUGGGAAGUACAAGCUGUUGGCAUUUCUGAUAAAGGUAUUUGUGUUGCUGCGCCAAUGGAAAUGCAGGUUGUAAAAGAUAUCUUCCUGAGUGUUCAUGUCCCUUAUUCUGUGGUGCGAGGAGAGCAAAUAGAGAUAAAAGGAUCAGUGUAUAACCAUAGAACUGCUGCAAUUAAGUUCUGUGUUAUAGUAGCAACUGGAAAUGGGAUCUGUUCUUUUGGAGAUUCUGCAGCUGCUGGAGAAAGGAUACGCAGUUGUAACUUUAAGAGCCUGGAUGGUGGUUCUUCAUCCCCAGUUACAUUCAGGAUACUGCCUUUGGAGUUGGGUCUUCACACAAUCAACUUUACAUUGCUGACAGCCAGGAACAGUGAAAUUGUAGUUAAAACAUUACGUGUAGUGCCAGAAGGCAUUAAGAAGGAACUUCAUGCAGGUUUCAUUCUGGAUCCACAGGGUCUUUAUGGUUCAAUCAAGAGACGGCAAGAAUUUCGGUACAAUAUACCACUAAAUCUGGUCCCUAAAACAAAAAUUGAUAGAAGUGUCAGUGUAAAAGGACAUCUUAUGGGUGAAGUGAUUGCCACUGUCCUCAAUCCUAGUAGUCUCAAUGUCCUUAUUAAUCUGCCCAAGGGCAGUGCAGAGGCAGAGUUUAUGAAUAUUGUCCCAGUAUUCUAUGUGUUCCACUACUUGGAAGGAUCAGAUAAUUGGCAUUUACUGGGUCCUCAAACCUUAACUUCAAGAACUCAAAUGAGGAGGAAGAUGAAAGAAGGGAUUGUAAGCAUCUUGUCAUUCAGGAAUUCUGACUUCUCAUACAGCAUGUGGAAAAAUGGGCAAGCGAGCACGUGGUUGACAGCUUUUGCUCUAAGAAUUCUUGGACAAGUUAAUCAAUAUAUAAUUCUUGAUCAAAUUUCGGUUUGUAAUUCACUUCUGUGGUUGAUUGAUAACUGUCAAAUGCCAGAUGGGUCAUUCAGUGAAUUUUCAGAUUACCAACCAGUAAAACUACAGGGUACACUGCCCAGAGAAGCAAAAGAAAAAUCUUUGUACCUCACAGCAUUUUCUAUUAUUGGAAUUGAAAAGUCAAUUAACAUAUGUCCUACUCAGAGAAUCCAUGAUGCUAAAAAUAAAGCAGGAGAUUAUUUGAUGAAAAAUGUUGGGUCAGCUCAGAGCCUCUUCACCAUGGCCAUCACUUCCUAUGCUUUAGCUCUUGUGGAUUUGAACCAUCACUCGGCACGGUUGGCAUUCUCUGCCCUGAAGAGGGAAGCCUCUGUCAUAGGUGACCCUCCUAUUUAUCGUUUUUGGAAAGAUACUUUCAAGACAGUAGACCAGCACACUCCCAGCUCUGUUACUGCACAAAUGGUUGAAACUACAGCAUAUGCCUUGCUUACUACUUUGCUAAGAGGGGACCAAAACUAUGCUAAUCCAAUCAUCAAGUGGUUAUCUGAAGAACAAAGAUAUGGUGGAGGAUUUUUUUCAACCCAGGACACAAUUACUGCCCUUGAAGCCUUGACUGAGUAUUCCCUUCUUGCCAAACGGCUUUAUUUGAACAUGAGUGUGAAGGUGUCAUACAAAAGCCAUGGGAACCUUCAGCUACUUACACUGACAGAAGAUAAUUUCGUGGGAAGAACUGUGACAGUACCUUUGGAUGAUGACAUAUAUGUAAGCACUGGAAGCAGCACUGGCAUAGCUACAGUAAAUGUGAGGACAGUAUAUAACACAAUUGGUACUUCUGAGGACUCAUGUAACUUUGAUUUGAAGAUUGUUCCAAAGAGAGAUGAUGGUCACCUAAGAGAAGAUGGGGAGCCCCUCGGGCGCUUGGAGGCUUGUGCAAAGUACAGACCCAGUGUGAGAGAGCCACGGUCAGGGUCUGCUCAUGCUGUGAUGGACAUAGGUUUGGUCAGUGGAUUGGAAGCAAAUACAGAAGAUUUAUCUACUCUUGCAAGUGGAGUGGAUCAGUUGAUAGCAGAUUAUGAGAUAAAAGAUGGGCAUGUUAUUCUGCAGAUAGACUCUGUGCCAGCCAAUAGUUUUCUCUGUGUUGGGUUCCGAGUAAGUGAGCUUUUCCGUGUUGGAAUGCUGAGUCCUGCCACAUUCACUGUGUAUGAAUAUCAUGCUCCAGAUAAAAGAUGCACUAUAUUUUAUAACCCUUAUGGAAAUGAAAAGCUUGUGAGAUUGUGUGAAGGAGAUGAAUGCAAAUGCAUGGAAGCUGAGUGCAGUGAAGUACAGGAGAGACUGGAUCAGUCAAUAACUGCUGACAGCAGGAGAGCAGUUGCAUGCCAGAGUGAUAUUGCAUAUGUUUAUAAAGUGAACAUCUUAUCACAGAGUGAAGAAGGUUCUUUUGUAAAGUAUUCUGCAGCUCUUCUGGACCUCUAUAAAAGGGGGCAGGCUUUUGCUCAAAAAAAUAAUGAAAUAACCUUCAUUAAAAAGAAGAGCUGCACAGAUGUUGAAUUGAGGCCAGGAGAGCAGUAUUUGAUCAUGGGAAAAGAAGCCUUAAAGAUGAGAAUUGGUUACAAUUUCAAAUUCCAGUAUCCUUUGGACUCCAGCACUUGGAUUGAGUGGUGGCCUUCAAAUGCAGCAUGUACAUCUUGUCAGGAGUUUUUAAUGACAAUGGAAGAUUUUGUUGAAGAUCUUCUCAUCAGUGGCUGCUGA
This is a messenger RNA of Chaetura pelagica (chimney swift), 4983 nucleotides long. RefSeq names its product complement component 5 (gene C5). Bases 1 to 4983 code for a protein of 1660 amino acids. Gene Ontology annotation, cellular component: extracellular region. The record is from RefSeq and is a predicted model, not a curated record. The transcript has 41 exons. Lineage: Eukaryota; Metazoa; Chordata; Aves; Apodiformes; Apodidae. Gene Ontology annotation, molecular function: endopeptidase inhibitor activity; protein binding.